AUGAAGUCUUCGUCGAGAGAGGGAAUGGCAACGUUCAGGAAUUCGUCGUAUAUUAACGAUCAAAUCCUCAAUGAAAAUAAUUUAGACAAUAUUAAAGAUACAUUUAGGUUUCUUGAAAGAGGUGGGAAUAUUUUGCAAAAUACGGAGCUGGCUUACUUAAAAUUUUUGCCCUAUAUAUCGAUAAAUCACAAUUCCAAAACACUUCCCUUUCUCUCAAGAUAUUCACAGUUCGACAGGAUUUGCGGUUUCGCGGCAAUCGAUCAAAACAAUGUGAAAAUCGGGAUCAAGGACAAUGCAUAUCCAAAGCCACCGCUAACAUCAGCGAUGGAAAUUGACGUUGGCUACGUGCCAUUGAAUAACGCUGAUGCCGAAACGAUGAUGAGAUCAAUCUUACAGGACAUACAUGAUCUUACAAAAUCGGCAAAACUGUUUUAUAUCAAGAACCAAAAUACUGUUGAAAAGUAUUGCGAUUUUCUCAUCCAGAAUCAGUCGUAUUUUCAAUAUCUGAGAAGGACCGAUGUGGCGUUAACUCCGCAAUAUUCUAUGCCCAUCAUGUUGUAUAAGUGGGAUCUUGGAUCUUUAGGUAUCAAUUACGAGGAUUUUUUACGCGCCUUACUACUUCUAGAGAAUGGUCCGUCGAUUAUAGAAUUCAUGGUCAUCAACAAUCCGCCCAUCUUUGACAAGAUUGUAAAAAUUUUAGUAAAGGCUCAUAGUAAUCUUCCAACAAGGUACAAAGGUCGUCUCAAAGAAGCCCUUGAAAAAAUGAUUAAUUUAGCUCCGCAUCAUGCAAACUUCAUGCGAAUGAUUCUGACCGACCUGAAGAUAUUACCAGAACUUGCCUUUGAAUUAACUCUUGACAUCUGUAAAGACAUUCCAUUAUACUGCGAGGGGAUUUUUACGCGUAAUACUAAGUGGCUUACUGCUACCGUGUUCAAAAAAGAAAUAAUUGAUGCCGUACAUUCUAGACUAAUGCUAGCUUUGAAUAACGAACUUGAGAAACCAAACAUGCCACCAACGAAUCAUCGAACGAGAUUAUGCAUUCUCAUUCGACUUGUUUGUGGAUUUGUUAGCAUAUUUAAAAAAAGGAUAGAUCCUGAGGAAAUUAAAGAAUGCUUCAAGGUGGUGCACGCGGCGGAGUCCGACAGGCUCAAGAAGAUAUGCUUAAGCUUUGUAUUAUUCUUUGCGGAGUUGAUUGCAGACGCUGAUCGGUUGCGCCUAUUCUCUUUAAUUGUUAAUCCCGCAAAUACGCAAUUGUAUUUGUUGUUUGCUUAUUUCUUUAACACCAAUAAAUUUGACUAUAUCGAAAAGCUGUGUCGUAAAAUUUUAACUUUGGAUGUGAUGAUAUCCGCAAAGGUUUUGAGGGAGUUACAAUAUUCGACAAGGGGGUUAUUUCAAGAGAAAACAUUGGCAAGGUCUGCAUUGGAGAUGGAUCCGAGUACAACCUUUUCGGAUUUGGGGUUGUUCAAAGCACCUCAAGAUUUUGCCUUCAAGUGUUUUUACGUUAUGCUCAAAGGAGGUGUGUUUCAUAAAGGAGGUGUGGACAUUCAACAGUGGAUGCUAAAGCAGAUUCGACAUGCUCAAACUCCGAUACACGCCCAAUUUGUAGCUUUGUUGAAGGCAUACAUUUACAGUAUUUUUGUUGAUCAUGGUGCUUACCCGAAUGUCAUUUAUCCAACCCCAAUAACCAAGAUUCCAGAAAGCGAAAUCUUCGAUAUGUUUACCGAUUGUAUUUCAAAUGUCACGCCAUCGCACAUUCUUAUGUGUUACUACAUUUUGACAUUUAAUUCUGUUUGUAUGGAAAGAAGGUUGAUCAAUUCGUCAGCUAGUGAUCCUAAAAGAUCAUUAUAUUCGUAUAAUCUCACUGAGCUAAUACCUGUACGAAAGAUUCUGUUUAUAACAGAAAGAAGCGGAGGCGGUAAUGAUUACAAGAAUAUAUACCCUGAACUUCUUGGUCUCAUAUCUGUUAAUUACCCGGAAAUUUUUGAUAUUGAAAGUUUGCUGAUUGAUGAGGAUCGCGAGAUAAGGAACUUUAAUACUAACUUAGAAGAGAUCGCCGAGAAACUAGUAUUAUCGGCAAGCUCUGGACUUGAUGAUCCCGAAGAAUCAGCUUUAGCUAUGAAACAGCUCGUCACGCUUCCACCCGAGGUUUUAUAUGAGCACUCGGAUACCUUGAUCAUAUUUUUGUUACCAAAGUUGCUGGAUAGGAUGAACUUCGAGAUGCUAUAUUCCAUGAGUGAAAUAUGGCUUCUUUUGUACAGCAUAAGCCCACACGAGGCCUCAUUAUUGUUUAUAAAUGGAUUACGCGGAGAACAAGAUCGAAGAUAUCGAUUUCCAGAGUUACAAAUUAUGCUUGAUCCAUCACUGGUUUUUCGGAUCGAUGAUCGAACAUUUAGGUGCCCUCCGUUGUAUAAAAUAUUCUUAAGGGUAUUGAAAUUUUACAUGGUGGGAUCACGACAAAGACUGCUUCGCAUUUACCAAGAGAGUGCACACAAGGAUGAAAUGAAUCAAGUAAAUCUUCCUCUAACGAUCAUGGAACAAGAAACUUUGUUAUUAUCGACUGUGAUGGAAAUCUGCACUUCCAAACCAACGGACAAAGGAAAAGAAGAAAUCUUGGAUCAAAUUCGGAACGCCUCUUUCCGUUUUCUUCAUCAAAUAUUUAUUGAAAACAGUGAUUCAUUAAAAAAUUUGCAUUUUUGGGGCUACGCGAAAGAGUUGGUCCCAUUAACCACGAGUCGAAUAGAAUCCAUGCACACAUGUAUGCAUUGGGUCCAUGAACUUAUAAACAACGAAGACGCUGAAAAACAAAUGUUUGGCCUAUGUUUAGCCGGUCACCUAUGUGAAGUUUGGCCUAUGUCAACUACGUUUACCAUUGCAAAAAAUUUUAUGCUACCCGCAAUCAAACGUAAAAUUAUGAAUCCAUUGUCCAAAAUUUUAUCUCCUGAGGCGACUGAAGUUUUACCGAUCUUGGUAAAAAUACACAACAUUUUUGAACAUUUGCGAGCGGAUGUGGUCGAGCUGUUACGAGAACUUGAGGAAAAGUUAAUGUCUCGAAACCGAUAUGAGACAACAUACGGGUAUAGACGUCGGUCACGAGAGAUCAUAUCACAAUGCUUGCGGGAUAUAAACGAGAAGCCACGAAGUGACAGUAUGUUAAAAGUUAGAGAGAUUCGACCAAU
Messenger RNA from Acaulospora morrowiae, 3176 nucleotides. The record is from the annotation of a GenBank genome assembly. Lineage: Eukaryota; Fungi; Glomeromycota; Glomeromycetes; Diversisporales; Acaulosporaceae.